This is a messenger RNA of Mustela lutreola (European mink), 3267 nucleotides long. RefSeq names its product DEAH-box helicase 35 (gene DHX35). Gene Ontology annotation, cellular component: catalytic step 2 spliceosome; intracellular anatomical structure. Bases 113 to 2146 code for a protein of 677 amino acids. The record is from RefSeq and is a predicted model, not a curated record. The transcript has 20 exons. Lineage: Eukaryota; Metazoa; Chordata; Mammalia; Carnivora; Mustelidae. Gene Ontology annotation, molecular function: RNA binding.
CUCCGCCGGAACCGCAGGGGCCUAGGCUCCCCGCGGGCCACGCCCCCCAGCCCCUCCGGGGGCUCACGCGCAACGGAGGGGUGGAGUCAACCUCGUGACCUUUCACCCCAGCAUGGCUGCGCCCGUGGGACCGGUGAAGUUCUGGCGACCGGGUACCGAGGGACCAGGUGUCAGCAUCUCUGAGGAGAGACAGAGUCUAGCUGAAAACUCUGCAACAACCGUCGUCUACAAUCCCUACGCUGCCCUUUCUAUCGAGCAGCAGAGGCAGAAGCUGCCCGUGUUCAAGCUUAGGAAUCAUAUAUUAUACUUGGUAGAAAACUAUCAGACAGUGGUGAUUGUUGGAGAGACGGGAUGUGGGAAAAGCACACAGAUCCCACAAUACCUUGCAGAAGCGGGCUGGACCGCCGAAGGACGAGUGGUGGGAGUGACCCAGCCUCGAAGAGUGGCUGCCGUUACAGUUGCCGGGAGAGUAGCUGAGGAAAGGGGUGCGGUGCUGGGCCACGAGGUGGGCUACUGCAUCCGCUUUGACGACUGCACCGACCCGCUGGCCACGAGAAUCAAGUUCCUGACUGAUGGAAUGUUGGUCAGGGAAAUGAUGGUUGAUCCAUUGUUAACAAAAUAUAGUGCCAUCAUGCUGGAUGAAGCCCACGAGAGGACCUUGUACACAGACAUUGCCAUUGGCUUGCUGAAAAAGAUUCAGAGAAAGCGAGGGGAUCUUCGAUUAAUUGUAGCUUCAGCCACUCUGGAUGCAGAGAAAUUUCAGGAUUUCUUUAAUCAGAAUGAAACCAAUGACCCAACGAGGGAUACUUGUGUGAUCCUUACAGUAGAAGGGCGAACAUUCCCAGUGGAUAUCUUUUAUCUACAAAGUCCUGUUCCAGAUUAUAUAAAAUCAACUGUAGAAACUGUGAUGAAAAUUCACCAGACAGAGGGAGAUGGAGACAUACUAGCAUUUCUGACUGGCCAGGAAGAGGUGGAAACUGUCGUGUCUAUGCUGAUCGAGCAGGCUCGGGCGCUAGGUCGAACUGGGAUGAAGAGACACCUCCGGGUUCUCCCCAUGUAUGCUGGACUGCCUUCCUUUGAGCAAAUGAAGGUGUUUGAAAGGGUGUCCCGCAGCGUCCGAAAGGUGAUAGUGGCCACCAAUGUGGCCGAAACCUCCAUUACAAUCAGCGGGAUUGUGUAUGUGAUCGACUGUGGCUUUGUGAAACUCCGAGCCUACAAUCCCAGGACGGCCAUUGAGUGCUUGGUGGUGGUUCCGGUGUCCCAGGCGUCAGCUAACCAGCGCGCGGGACGUGGUGGCCGCAGCCGCUCUGGAAAAUGUUACCGCCUUUAUACAGAGGAGGCCUUUGACAAGCUGCCUCAGAGUACCGUCCCUGAGAUGCAGCGCAGCAAUCUGGCGCCUGUCAUCCUCCAGCUGAAAGCACUCGGAAUCGACAAUGUCCUCAGGUUCCACUUCAUGUCGCCCCCCCCAGCCCAGUCGAUGGUUCAAGCGUUGGAGUUACUCUAUGCUCUGGGAGGUCUGGACAAAGACUGUCGCCUAACUGAACCUCUUGGCAUGAGAAUCGCAGAGUUUCCUUUGAACCCCAUGUUUGCAAAAAUGCUGCUUGAAUCAGGAAAUUUUGGCUGUUCUCAGGAAAUUCUAAGCAUUGCAGCCAUGAUGCAAAUCCAGAAUAUCUUUGUGGUCCCCUCAAACCAGAAGUCUCAGGCAAUUCGAGUGCACCGAAAAUUUGCUGUGGAAGAGGGUGAUCAUCUCACGAUGCUCAACGUGUAUGAAGCGUUUAUCAAACACAAUAAAAACUCUCAGUGGUGUCAGGAGCAUUUCCUGAAUUACAAGGGUCUUGUCAGAGCGGCGACAGUGCGAGAGCAGUUGAAGAAGCUUCUUGUCAAGUUUCAAGUGCCCAAGAAAUCUAGCGAAGGUGAUCCAGAUCCAGUCCUGAGGUGCAUUGUUUCAGGAUUCUUUGCGAACGCAGCAAGAUUUCAUUCUACUGGAGCUUACAGAGACCUGUGGGACCUUGUGGCCAUAGUUGCUCUCUGGAUGUUGGGAAGUGUUUCUUCGUGUGCUGGAUGUGCCGCCUGCCACAGACCGAAGCCUGUUUCAUCCAGUUCCACUUUCUGGGCAGAAAAUCCCUGGUCUUCCAUGCCCUCCUAGUAACCUCAAGACUUUGCCUUGUUCUGGUCCAGAGUGUCACCUGAGCCUGUUCAAAAGUGUAUCUGUUCUUUUCAUAUGGGAGCUGUCCAAAGGCUUCCUCCCCAGCUUUUCUUUGCAUUUUCUCCAUAUAUUAUUUUGUCAUUAGCCUUUUCCCCUCCAAGAAUAAUACGUUCCUAUUUUCUGAGGGGAAGUCGGCUUCAUGGUCAGUCAGUCCCUUUGAGGCAGAAGUUCAGUGUUGAUCAACUCAGGCCACCUGGUGGCACAGCCAGGACCCUGGGGCACUGGUCUAUCACAGAGCUGGAGAUGAGCUCCAUCAUGGUGCUCGAGGUGCUUCCCUAAUGCACCCACAGCAACACCCCAUAAUUAGGGUUUGGCCAGCAGCAUCCUAAUCUGUUGCUGCUCUCUUGUGAUCUGAGCUUAUCAGUAGUUGUGUGCUGGGUAAUUAUUUUUUGAAUUAAAUUGAAUCAAAUCUGAGUUGACAUUUGGAAUAUUAUCUUAGAGAAAUGGAUAGUCCAAUACGGAGCUUCCUUUUUCCCCUAUUAUUAUAUCCCCCAUAGCCUUUAUCUUUACUAUUUAAUUUUGUUUAAUAGGAAAGUGUGUACAGGUAACUUUAUGUAUUAUUUCUGUCCCUAAGGAGAUUAUUUUUUCUUAAUUUUUUAAAAAAAUUAUUUAUUUGACAGAGAUCACAAGUAGGCAGAGAGGCAGGCAGAGAGAGAGGAAGGGAAGCAGGCUCCCUGCUGAGCAGAGAGCCGGAUGUGGGGCUCGAUCCCAGGACCCUGGGAUCAUGAGCUGAAGGCAGAGGCUUUAACCCACUGAGCCACCCAGGCGCCCCUAAGGACAUAGUUUUGAAAGAGAAUAUAUGGAAGAUAAACAUGAACAUGGGCAGAGCAGGGUAUUUUCCAUGUUUCUUUCCUGAAUAGCCACAUGCUGGUCUUUUGUAUGAUUUGUUCUCGACUUCUGGGGUGGCAGUGGGGGAGGGGACAUUGAGGGCACUAGAGGAGAUGGAGAGAAUAGAUUGUUCGAUUGAAGUACCACCAGCGUGCAGUUUUUGAUAACAUGAAACACAUCUGUGGGAGUGUCCCACUCCACGUAUUUCACACUGACUGUGGCUAAAAUUCUUC